AUAAGGAAGCCUAAUUGUGAUUGUUCCCGACUCCAUAGUGUCUUUUUCCAUUUUAGCCCAGCUGUGUAUCUGGACUACAUUGCAGUAAUAAAGUAAAUAACAGAUGCGGGUGAAAGAUCCAACCAAAGCUUUACCUGAGAAAGCCAAAAGAAGCAAAAAGCCUACUAUACCUCAUGAUGAAGACUCUUCGGAUGACAUUACAGGUUUAACUUGCCAACACGUAAGUCAUGCUGUCGGCGUGAACCAUGUGAAGAGAGCAGUGGCUGAGAAUGUGUGGUCCGUUUGCUCAGAGUGUUUAAAAGAAAGAAGGUUCUAUGAUGGGCAGCCAGUGCUUCCUUCUGAUAUUUGGUUGUGCCUUAAAUGUGGCUUCCAGGGAUGUGGUGAAAGCUCAGAAAGCCAACAUUCACUGAAGCACUCAAGGAGUUUCAGGACAGAGCCCCACUGUAUAGUAAUUAGUCUCAGCACAUGGAUUAUAUGGUGUCAUGAGUGUAAUGAAAAGUUAUCAACGCAUUGUAAUAAGAAGGUUUUGGCUCAGAUAGUUGAUUUUCUACAGAAACAUGUUUCCAAAACACAAACAAAUACAUUUUCCAGAAUCAUGAAACUCGGUGAAGGAAAAUGUGAAAUAGAUAAGAUAAAGAAGGGAAGAAGAGGCAGCUGUCUACCAUCUGUAAAGGGAAUUACAAAUUUAGGAAAUACAUGCUUUUUUAAUGCAAUCAUGCAGAAUUUGGCGCACACUUACAUUCUUACGGAACUGAUGAGUGAGAUCAAAGAAAAUUGCACAAAACUCAAGAUUUUUCCUCCCUCAGACUCUCAGCUGGAUCCAUUAGUGGUGGAACUUUCAAGCCCUGGACCACUGACCUCUGCCUUGUUCCUGUUUCUUCACAGCAUGGAGACUGGGAAAGGACCACUUUCUCCCACAGUUCUUUUUAAUCAGCUUUGUCAGAAGGCACCUCGAUUUAAAGAUUCCCAGCAACAAGACAGUCAGGAGCUUCUUCAUUAUCUAUUGGACUCAGUGAGGACAGAAGAAACAAAGAGAAUACAAGCUAGCAUUCUAAAAGCAUUUAACAACCCAACUACUAAAACUGCUGAUGAUGAAACUAGAAAAAAAGUUAAAGCAUAUGGAAAAGAAGGCAUGAAAAUGAACUUCAUAGAUCGAAUCUUUAUUGGCGAAUUAACUAGCACAGUCAUGUGUGAAGAAUGUGCAAAUAUCUCCACAGUGAAAGAUCCUUUCAUUGAUAUUUCACUUCCUAUAAUAGAAGAAAGGGUUUCCAAGCCUUUACCUUUGGGAAGAAUGAGAUACAGGAGUUUACAGGAGCCAGAUCACACCCCAUGCAGUGCCACUGUCACCACAGAAAACAGUCAUCAGCCCAGAACCAUCAAGAAGCAUUCCUCUAAAGAUAAGAAUCAACUAAUUCAUGACCGAAAACGCAAAAGAAAAUCUUCAUCUGGAGAAGAGAAAACCAUUGUCAUAUACCGGAAAAAUGAAAACCUUGAAAUGAAUGAGGAUUCUCUAAUCAUUACAAGCAUCAAGAAUAUUGAGUCACCCGCGAAUGAAAGCCCCUGGGAUGGCAGUGAAAAAGAAGCCGGCCUUUCUGAAAGCAGUAUUGAUGCUGACAGUGAAGCUUCGGAGUCUGAAAGUGCUUCCAGGCAGACCAGGCUGUCCAGAUCCAGUUGUGGAGCCCGUGUGCACACGGGUGGACACCUGUGCCAUUCAUCAGUUGGGGAACUGCCACAUACUAAUGAGACUGACAGUGCUGGUGACAUAGUGGCUGAGGCUGUUUCUCGACUUCAUUUGAGCAGCACUGUAACGGGAGAUAAAGAUUUUGACGCAGAAAAUCAGCCACUAAGUAUCUUGAAUAAUUUAUGUUCAAAGGAAAAGCAUUUGAUGUUUCACAGUCCCCAAGAUGCUUUCCAGACCCUUUCUCAGAGCUAUGUAACUACUUCUAAAGAAUGUUCAGUUCAGUCCUGUCUCUAUCAGUUUACAUCUAUGGAAUUACUAAUAGGGAAUAAUAAGCUUCUAUGUGAGAAUUGUACUGAAAAGAAACAGAAGUACCAAAAGGAAACAAGUUCUGCAGAAAGGAAAGCAGAAGGAGUUUAUACUAAUGCCAGGAAGCAAUUGCUAAUUUCUGCUGUCCCAGCUAUCCUAAUUCUGCAUCUUAAAAGAUUCCAUCAGGCUGGCCUGAGUCUUCGUAAAGUAAACAGACAUGUGGAUUUUCCACUUACUCUUGACUUAGCACCAUUCUGUUCUGCUACUUGUAAGAAUGCAAAUGUGGGGGAGCAAGUUCUCUAUGGUCUCUAUGGUAUAGUGGAACACGCUGGCUCCAUGAGAGAAGGUCACUACACCGCUUAUGUGAAAGUGAGAACACCCUCCAGGAAAUUAUUGGAACGUAUCACUGGAAAGAAAAAUGUACCUGGUUUUAAAGAACCCGAUAGUGAAUCCGUAGACCACUGGGUCCAUGUUAGUGACUCCUCCGUGCAAGUGGUUCCAGAAUCAAGAGCGCUCGGUGCACAAGCUUACCUUCUUUUUUAUGAAAGAAUAUUAUGAUUAUUAGUGGAAGUGAUUAUUUAGGUCAUUUAUUUGAAUGCUGCAGUGAUGACCAUAAUCUAUGUACAUAUAAUGUGCCUUUGUCCUCUCCUCUCUUCUGUAGGAAUAGCAGGUCCUUCAAAUGCUUCUGAACUUUUUCACCAUUUAGGUGGACCCUUUUAAAGUAAAUAUACUCAAAGCUUUCAAAUCUACAUUCUUAAAUGUAAAAACAGUUUUUCAAAAUAUUUGUCCUAGGGAGACAAAAAAAUCCCCAGGAUUUAUAAGAGGAAACCCUUUUAUGAUGUGGUCCAUUAUUAAUAAGCAUUCAGAAACAGUGCUGGCUAAAUGAAAUUCCUUAAGGCGGUGUUUCCUAAAUGUAAUACCACUUUCCUAAUGUCAUAGUCUGCACUCCUAAAGUGUCAUAGUUACUUUAUUUUAACAUUUUUAGCCUUAAUUUUUUAACCUUAGCCUUGUUUUCAGCAAUAAUAUUCCAUGUUUUAUGUGCUUUUAAAACAUAUAGCUAUUAAAGAUUGUUCAUCCAUGUCCUACAUUUAAAAUCAUCUCAGGGCUAUUGAUGGUAUUUGUGUACCACUGUUUGGGGAACAUUACUAUAACACAUUUCACAAAGCAACACCUAAUAUGGCAUAGUGACCUUGUCAAGUUUUGUGUGAUUCAGUUAUAUAAAAAGGUAUCACUGCAAUUUCAGUACUGUGGGUUUACAAAUAAUAUUUUAUUGAUUUGAGGCUCUGAGAACUAGAAAUAUAUUGAGACGUUCCUUUGCAGCCUGUUAUGGUAGAGUUAAGGAUGAGUUGCAAGUGAUUGUCCAAUGUCAAAAUAUAGAUAAUUAUAACAUGUAGAAUUGGUAAUUAGAAGUUGAUAAUCUGUAUAGAAUCACAAGAUACCUUUAUAUAUAAAAUUGCCAACAUACUUGUAAGUGAUAGAAGAUUAUAUUACUUGGAAAAUUUUUUACUUUUGUAUUUUAGUAAAUAUUAAACAGGAUUUGGCGGGUUUAAGACUUUUGUCUUUAACAGACAUCCUUGCCGGACGCAGUGGCAUGUGCGGCACUUGUAGCACCUGUUGUCCCAGCCACUCGGGAGGCUGAGACAGGAGGACGGCUUGAGUCCAGGAGUUCUGGGCUGUAGUGCGCUAUGCUGAUCGAGUGUCCCCACUAAAUCCAGCAUCAAUAUGGUGAACUCCCGGGCGUGGGGGGACCACCAGGUUGACUAAGGAGGGAUGAACCAGCCCAGGUCAGAAACGGAACAGGUCAAAACUCCCGUGCUAAUCAGUAGUGGGAUGGUGCCUGUGAAUAGCCACUGCACUUCAGCCUGGGCAACAUAAUGAGACCCCGUCUCUUAAAAACAAACAAAAAGAAACAAAUAUCCUUAAUAAGUUUGGAUUUAGCUUUUAUUUCAAUGGGUCAUAAAGCUGACAUUUCUCACUUUCUUUUAAAAUAACAGCAAUGAUAGUUUUUCAUAUUCCAGAAUAUAAAUUAUUAGGCAGUAUUAAGGUGUCAAAACUUUGCAUGAAAAAUAUUACUAUUUUCUUUUUGAAAUAUGCAUUUUAAUUUAUUUUUAAGAAUAUAUUUAUAUUUUUAAAACAGGACAUGUAUAUGUGUAACUUAACAGCAUGGCUGACAUAGACCAAGUCUACACUGGUAAGCUUUCAAGAACCAUUUAAUAUGUUGUCAGUAGUAUCAGCGCAGGCAGAAGUAAGAAUAAAUAGUGGCGCUUUGGGAAGAAUGGUAGUGUUUGAUGCUUCUCCUUUACCUGUCCUUGUAGAUGCUAUAUGGCAGGAACACCCUGUAGUGACAUGUACAUAGUUCCAGGUCUCCACGACGGAAAUGGCCCAACCCGUUCAAACGGCCUCCCAACUUGGCUGGCAACUGCAGGCAUAGGACUCAGGCAUAGUGGGCCCAGAGAUGGGGACUGGCCCAGAGGCAAACUGUAAAGAAACAGGGCACUGCUCUAUCAAACAGAAUUGUACACACUUUAACAAAGGAGCUCCCAGCCUCCCUGUUGCCAGGCACCACCUACUGCCGAAGAGGUGUGUUGGGUGCCACUGCCCGCUGCUUGCUGGGCACUUGGGAGCUCUGAAGCAGAGCCUCUUAGCUUCACUGUCUCCGAUCAGUCAUCUCCCUUUUUCAUGCACUCCACGAAUUUCUGCCCUCUCGCCACAGAUACCUUUGAAUGUUCUUGUUCCCACAUCUCAAUUUGUGCCUUAGGGAGUGUAUUCUGGAGUUUGGCUCUUUGCUUUUUUUCUUCUAGAUUUCCUCUCCGAUCUGUAAAUUGGAUCUGAAGGUUCUCUCUCAAACUCUUAAGAAAAACCUCCAGUUUUCUUCCCGCAUCUGAGCACCCUCAAAGAGUCCAUUAUGAGUUUCAUAGUUUCUUAGUCACACAACCUCAGCAUCAUGGAGCUUGAGUAGGUUUUUUGUUUUUUGGUUUUUUUGUUUUUUGCUGUUUUUGGCCGGGAUUGGGUUUGAACCCACCACCUCCGGCAUGUGGGGCCCGCACCCUCUCCUUUGAGCCACAGGUGCCACCCACUUGAGCAGAUCUUAUGUGUAGUCCUCAGCGUAGAAGAAGCAAAAACUCGUCUCUGCUCGUGGCUAUAAAAGCACGGGUCCCAGCACUCAGCCAGCUCCACUGGUAUUACCUCAAUCAUUUUCCUCAUGUUUUGUAUUUUCAGUUCUUUUUUUUUUUUUGCAGUUUUUUGGCCGGGGCUGGGCUUGAACCCGCCACCUCUGGCAUAAUGGGGCUGGCGCCCUACACCUUUGAGCCACAGGCACCACCCUCAAUGUAUUUUCAGUUCUUCUAACCGAUCCACUUGUAAUUACAGUGACUUCCUGACCUGGACCUUUGACCUAGUCAUAACCACGGCCACGGCUUCUUUUCUGGUAUUUGAAACCUGUCCCAGAGCUCUUGGCUUUUGGCAUGGAGUCUUUCACAUGCUACUUCAUUUUGUGAUUUUUCCAUUUUCAGCUGCUGCAGCAACUUUUGUAGUGAUGCGGCAUUCUUCAAAGAUGAACGGAAGGUCUUCAUCUUCACACCUCACAGCAUUUUCAGAGCUUGUAUUGGGGCUGUGAUCUUGUUCUGUUCACUGCAUAAUGUCUUCAUGUUGACAAAUGCCAGGUGCUGAGAUGCCUUGUGUUUCUCUCAAUGCUGCUAUGAGCUGCGUUACAUUGUCUGAGCUGCUUUAAGUCUUCUAACCUGGGAACUGAGGCACUGUCGGUAUCAUAGUGGGGGCAUAUAAAGAAUUUCAGAGUUCUCGAUCUUGUUUCUGAAGGAGCUUCAACUCCUGCUUUCUUCCACUUCUGUUUUCAUGUCCAUUCCACUUGGGUGUGCAAAUCUUCUAGUCACAGGGUAGUUUUCUGUCGUCCUCCUCAUGAUGAAUGCUCUAAGCAGCCCAGGAUUGAGGCUGCUGACCUGGUCUAUGGGGCCCAAGUAUAGCAGCCACCUGCAAAUAUCCAUGGUCUCGCUCUGAACAGCUACUCCUGAAAAAUAUUACUAUUAUUUAGCUUAAGUCUUAACAAAUAUUGGCUACUUCAGUGUCUAAAUGCACCGGGCACGGUUGCUCACGCCCAUAAUCCUAGCACUCUGGGAGGCCAGCGUGUCCGGCCUGAAGUCAGACAGGAUUGUCGGAGGUCACGGGUGUGAGAGCAGCCUGAGCAAGACCCUGUCUGUAAAAAUAACUGGGCACUGUGGCAGGCGCCUCUAGUCCCAGCUACUCAAGAGGCUGAGACAAGAGAAUCAAACGCUUGAGCCCAAGAAUUUGAGGUUGCUGUGAGCUAUGACACCGAGCACUCUGUCUCAAAAGAAAAAAAAAAAAUCGCAUAGUUUGAGUAUCCUGAUCAUUAGUGCCAAUGAAUGAUACUACUAUAGGCAAGGGCCAGGCAAGUGUCUAUCCCAGUUCAUUCUCUAGGAAGUAAAAGUAAAAGCUGUAGAUAAUAUGUGGAAAUGUGAGACCAACAUCGACUCUUGAACAUGUGUUAACAUUAUUAAGGUUACCUGUGCUCACUUUGAUGUCUUAGUGAAUAGAAUUUGAUUGCUGUUAAAGAUGGUAAUAAUAUACAGGGCACAGAGCUUAAAAAUGUCAUUGCAUAAAUUCUGUUUGUAAGCCGUUAAUUUCAAUAGUGUUCUUGAUCUUUCAACAGUAAAACAAUGGAGAAGUAGCUUUAUAAACUAGUAUCCAAGGACAGGUUGUAUCUUGUGAAAGGUAGUUUAUAGUAUUUUGUUUCAUUAUGAUUAAUAUUGAAGAUUUCACUACCUGAACAGUGACAUUUUUGAAAAAUAUUUAUUUAUUCAAGUUAGCCAUCUUAGUAAUAGCAUUUUCCACCCCAUUUUUCCUCAGACAAAUGUAAAUAUUAGGUCACCUCAGUUUUCUCAUAGAAAAGACACUAUUAGGUAUAUACUUUUCAUUGGAUGAUCACCGGUUUCUUAUUUCAGAGAUAGAUAUAUGGAAAGAUACCUACAUAGACCUCCUUUGCUGACUACUUUUAACAUAUUUUAAAAUGGAAAAACCUAUAGAGUUUAGACAUUAUUCCAGAAGUUUCAUGCAAAUACGAUACUUUUGCUUUUGUUUCAUUAGUGUUACAUGAGCAAAUUCUGAAAUCUAUUUUUUUUAUGGCCUAGAGUUUAUGAAUGCUUUUUCCUUAUCUUCUGAAAGACAAAAAAUUUAAUUUUGAUACCUAAGAAUUUCCAAAAGAUAGCUUUUAUAGUAGAGAGCACGGGUUAAACAUCAUAGUUCACUGCAAUCUCAAACUGUUGGGUUCAAGUGAUCCUACUGCAUAGGACUUCACCACCACACUCAGCUAAUUCUGUUUUUUAGAGAGACCAAGGUCUUGCUGUGUUGCUCAGGCUAUCCUUGAACUCCUGGCCUCAAGUGAUCCUCCCACCUUGAUAAAUCUUUUUAUUUUGAAUAUUCCCAAAGCACAUUUGCAGGGAUAUUGUGAGGCUACUGUAAUAAGUUUCCACAUCACCUCAGAAAACAGUGCAAAUAAGAAUGUUUACAUGUCAUCAAACUACCAUAGUGUUUAAACAGGUGAAUUUAAAAUGGAAGUGUCAAUGGCUUUAUUCUAAACUAGUAUACAGGGUAUGUCCAACCCCAGUUGUCCCUGUUUUUUUUUAAUAUAUAAAAUGAUAAAAUGUGCCAAUUAUGUGAAUAUUUUUGUGAUAAAAUGUAUAUACUUUGUCAUUUAAUGUUUUUAAAAAUUGCAAAGACCACCUUUUUAGGUGGCCAAGGGGAAUGAUCGUUAUCAAUUCAAAGAGUAGUCGGCACCUGUUCUUAUUUUAAAUGUACCAACAGGGCUGUUUUACUAUAUUUAAUAGCUUUUAGCUUGCAUGUGUGAUGUUGAUAAUGAUUUUAUGCAAUAGCUAAUCAAAAUUUUCUGAAGAUUAAGCUGUGAAAUGUAUCAACCUUCACCUAAUUUUUGUAGCAUAAAAUAAGAUCCUGCCUACUUUAAAAACUUCAUAUUUGUAAGUUAUUUUUCUGCAUGAUAUCUGAUCAAAUAAGCUUGAACAAAUAUGUGCAAUAAAAUUGAGCCUUUAGUAUCCUGUACAUUAAGAAUUUUUAGAUAUUUAACAUGUUUUUGUUUAUGUAGAAAUCAAUUCAAAUUUGUGUAAAAGAUGACUAUUUUCAAUUUUGAGUAAUUCUUUUCUUUUUUGCAAUGCUUUUAGAAAGUAGCUAUGUAAUUUAUUGAGCAUUAUUUUGAUGUUACUGUAUAAACAUGCAUAAUAAAUAUUUUAUGUUACAGAUUGGUCCUGGAGUUU
Messenger RNA from Nycticebus coucang (slow loris), 8286 nucleotides. It is a transcript of the gene USP45, whose product is annotated as ubiquitin specific peptidase 45. The transcript is spliced from 18 exons. Gene Ontology annotation, biological process: protein deubiquitination. The record is from RefSeq and is a predicted model, not a curated record. Bases 104 to 2545 code for a protein of 813 amino acids. Gene Ontology annotation, molecular function: cysteine-type deubiquitinase activity; zinc ion binding. NCBI's taxonomy places the organism in Eukaryota, Metazoa, Chordata, Mammalia, Primates, Lorisidae.